AGUUUCUGGUAGGACAAUAACAAAUUGCUCACCUUCGUUUAUAAAUUAGUGUAAAAUAUAGCAAUGAAGGAAAUAUGCACGGGACCCUUUACAAGGGCGUUUUUAGCAGAGUUCCUGGGAACUAUGGUUUUUGUAUUUUUUGGCUUAGGCUCUGCAUUGCUGUGGUCUUCAGAACUUCCAAGUGUCCUGCAGAUUUCCCUUACUUUUGGCCUGGGUAUAGGCACCGUUGUGCAAGCAGUUGGGCACAUCAGUGGUGCCCACCUCAAUCCAGCUGUAACCCUUUCAUUCCUAGUUGCUUCUCAAAUAUCUCUUUUCCGUGCUAUCUUCUACAUCUGUGCCCAGCUAUUAGGGGCUGUGGUAGGAGCUGCCCUAUUGCACGAAUUCACACCUGAAAGUGUUCAUGGCAAUUUUGGUGUCAAUUUGCUGAGCAAUGAUACAACAGAAGGACAAGCCGUCACCGUUGAGUUGAUCCUCACCCUGCAGCUUAUUCUCUGUAUUUUUGCAUCAACUGACAACCGCCGGUGUGACAAUGUUGGCUCUCCAUCUAUUUCCAUUGGCCUGUCUGUUGCAGUGGGGCAUCUGGUUGGGAUUUACUUUACUGGCUGCUCCAUGAAUCCAGCUCGAUCCUUUGGGCCCGCAUUAAUUGUAGGAAACUUUGCCGCACACUGGAUCUUCUGGAUUGGACCUUUUGCAGGAGCUAUUAUGGCAUCUCUGAUCUAUAACUACAUACUCUGUCCCCAGCAGCAGAGCUUCUCAGAAAAGUUAUCCAUCCUUUUGGGGAGAAUGCCAGACGAGGAAGAGGAAGAGUGGGAAGAAAGGCAAGAGCAGCCAAGAAGAAAGUCUAUGGAACUGCAAACCCUGUAACUUGGCUUGUGAAUGAUCAGCACUUUCAAUAGGCAUCAUUCACUGUGCAAUUAAAGGAUUUAUAAAAUGAAUGAAUGAAAAAAAAAGCUGUUGCAUGAACAGCAUGCAAUUCUUCACUAUGCUUACAUGAUAUUAAUGUAUAAUAUGCAGAUCCAAAACAAAUAUUACUAUGUGAUUUUAAUUGGUAAGAUGGGUCUUCUGGUUUAAUUUUGACCUUGGCUUUGUAAACAUGCAACAUAACUAGGAAUAAUUCUACUUCCAGUCAUUAAAAAGAUGAAGCCUAA
Xenopus laevis (African clawed frog) is the source of this 1148-nucleotide messenger RNA. It is a transcript of the gene aqp2l.S, whose product is annotated as aquaporin-Xl2. NCBI's taxonomy places the organism in Eukaryota, Metazoa, Chordata, Amphibia, Anura, Pipidae. The record is from RefSeq and is marked provisional.